Messenger RNA from Macrosteles quadrilineatus (aster leafhopper), 1424 nucleotides. Its product is annotated as putative nuclease HARBI1. Bases 384 to 713 code for a protein of 109 amino acids. The record is from RefSeq and is a predicted model, not a curated record. Lineage: Eukaryota; Metazoa; Arthropoda; Insecta; Hemiptera; Cicadellidae. The transcript has 3 exons.
GUAAAUUAAAAAAUUAGUCGGAUUGGUAGUUAGGUUUGGCCUAACCUAAAAAACAUUGCAUCCAAACAUAAAAGGUUUAACUUAGUUAAUCCAGCAAUGGCCUAGAACUUUACUGUCUAAACAUCAAAUUAAGAUAAUAGGCUACUAUAAAAACAAAUGUUAAGAACAUGAUCAAGAAACGGUUAACUUGGUAAUGAAUGGGCCAUAUCUAGGCCUACUAAAACGCACAUGCAAUUUAUUACUUUAUACUGUAACACAGUAGGCUAGACUACAUUGUAAUCCAAAACUGAAUCUUGGCUAAGUUAGGCCUGAACCAACUUCUAUUUAUUGAGAAGAUUAAAGGUUACCGACUGACUGAUAAAAACACUCUAAAAAGAUUUCUGAUGACUCCUUUGGCAAACCCUGUUACACCAGCUCAAGUGCGAUACCAAAGGUCCAUCAAAAGUAGCAGAAGCAUUGUGGAGAGGACUUUUGGAGUCUGGAAAAACCGAUUUAGGUGUAUCCACACAGAAAACACUUUGAGGUUUUCACCACAGCGCUGCUGCACCAUCAUUGUAGCCUGUGCAGUGCUCCACAACUUUGGAAUUAAGAAAGAGCAGUGGCAAGUCGACAAUGAGAUUGCAGAAGAGGCAGGUGGUGAGGAAGGGGAAGUAGCUGCCAGAGAAGAUGGGGUUGCUUCUCGUGCAGAUCUCAUCCAGCGACAUUUCUCGUAAAGUGUGCGAGGCAGGAGACAAAGAGUCGAAAACCAUUCUAUGUUAUAAAUAGAGUUGUAAAUAGUUUGUAAAUAGAUUUGUACAUAGUUUAGGGUUGUUUCUUGUGCAUACCUCAUCCAGAGACAUUUUUCUCAUAAAAGUUGUAAUAUUUCAUUUCAUACAUUCAUCAUUUAGUAUUAAGUUUCUUAAAAUAUGUUAAUUUUGUUUAUACACCACUUUAUAAUUUCCUUAUCUUAAAUCACUCAUCAGAAAGUCAUCCAGAUCCAGAUAAUGAUAGGGCUAGCCUUGCUUUAAUUUAACUUAUUUAUACAAUUCCAUUAAUCUAUGCUCAAUUAAUCAUGAAUAAUAUCCAUUCCAUAGCCUUUUUUUCAUGUAUAAACUUAUGUUUGAACUCAGUUAUUAUUCAUUACUAACUUAACAAAUUUAGUGCACAUUUGAACUUACCUUUUGGCGAACCUCAAAAUUUGAUUUUCAUAGUUGGAAUGUUGUAAGUUAAACAAUUAAAUGAUUUGCACAUUAUUAAAUCCUCCCCCCUACGCUGAGAUAGAGCCCAUUUAAAUUAGACUAUUGUAAAUUUGAACCUAUUAGGCAUAAAUUUCAAACUAAUCUUCUACUUUAUUGUAAGCCCACAUUUCAUUGUAAGUCCUUUAUUUGUAGCCUUUUAAAUUUUGUUACCUGUCUGUUAGUUUUGUUUCAAUAAAAUACCUUAUG